Amphiprion ocellaris (clown anemonefish) is the source of this 2386-nucleotide messenger RNA. RefSeq names its product cilia and flagella associated protein 100 (gene cfap100). The record is from RefSeq and is a predicted model, not a curated record. Bases 75 to 1922 code for a protein of 615 amino acids. Lineage: Eukaryota; Metazoa; Chordata; Actinopteri; Pomacentridae. The transcript has 17 exons.
GGUACACAAACGCAGCUGCUCAGUAGCUCGAAGAACGAAGCAGUGCAGCUCCAGAUGUCAGAAGUACCUAAGAGAUGUCGACACCACAGCCAAAAGGAAAAGAGAUGUUUUCUGGCAUCCUUGCUAUGUCAGAGACUGAUAAUUCUGCCAAACUGCAAAAAGCAGGGAUGAGGAAGAAAAGGACACAACUGAGCCCGUUCAAAGUGCCAGACAGUAACAGCAUUUUUCUACUGAGUGUAAAUGAAAGAGGGGACCAAAAAGAGGAGAGACGUAAAUUUUUGGCUCUGCCAAUUGAUGAGAAGACAACCCACGCUGUGAGAAUGAUGGCCAAGCUGAAGAAUGAGCUGGUGGGAGAAUUGGAGGAGGAGGAAGAGGAGGAGGGAAAUGAGCAGAUGAAGGAUCUAAAACAAAUCAGGAGUAAGACAGUUCUCCCUAAACAAACAGCAGGCAGGCAUGAGCUGAAGAUAAAACGAGAAAACAUUGCAAAAGGCAGCAAGUAUGACUUAAUCUCCAUGGAACGACAGAAAGCCGUGUUGGAGUUAUCUCUGAUAACAAAGAGGUCUGAGAUUUUGAGGAUGGACAAGGCCAUUGCAAAAGAAGAGCGACAGCUGAAGCAGCUUGAAAAGACCAUUGAGCGAGACAACCUCAACUUUGAAGAAUUCCUCAGGGAGAACGAGAAGAAGUCUGUGGAGGCCAGAACGCUAUUUGAAAAGGAAGCCAAGUUGAAACAGGAGAGGAAUACUGAGAUCAAGAAGCUAACUGCUGAAAUGGGAACAAUAAAAAGUGAAAUCGCCAAGUUUGAAGAAAUCCUGAUAGAUUACAAGCGAUACAAGGAGCUUCUAUUCAAGCUGUCUCCUCCAGAGUGGCAGGAGGCCCAGAAGACCAAGAAAACUAAAGUCCUGUCUGGCAAAGACGCCCAGCAUAACCAGAACCUGGAGCCUGAAGAGAUGGCUGAUGAAAACAGCAAGUUAAGCCCAAAUUUGGAGCUCAAAGUGUCCGGUCCUGGCAGAGAGUUGCCCUCCACCACAGAGACUGGACCAUCUUCAGCCCACAGCGGCACUCUCCAGAGAACCCGGAGAAAACCCACGCAUGCACAGGGAGAACAUGCAAACUCCAUGCAGAAAGAUCCCAGGAAAGCCGGGACGCAAACCAGAGAUCUUCUUGCUGCAAGAGUCACAAAUUCUAAACUGGACAGUGACGGCUUGGAGUAUGAGGAUGAACCAGAGCUGUACUUCACUGAUCCCCAGCAGCUACUGGAUCUGAUGACGGAGCUGACAGAGCAGAAUUUGUCCCUGAUUCAGAACUCUGCACGGGUGGAGGAGAAACUGGAGGAGUUGAAACAGUUCAUGGAGACAACCAGGAGGAAAAUUGAAAAGGAUGAAGAGCAGAUAGCACUGCAGAUAAAUGACAUGAACCAGAGAAUUGACAAAGAGAAGGCAAGAGGUGCCAAACUCAAACAGAAGGUUCAACUCCAUGUGUCACUGAACACAGAGGACCAAGACAUGAUGAUGGACGCUCUCGGUGAGAGGGUCGCAGAGGUGCACCGCAGCUGCGUGGAUGACAGGAUGACCAACCUCAGCACCUUGGAGAAGCUGGCCAACAUUGAGUACCACAUGUCUUUGCUGCUGCAGGGCCUUGAGAGCAUCCCUGAAGAAAAACUGGAGCUGAUGAAGAAGAUCAAGGACAGCGAGAAGAGGACCAGGCAGCGUGAAGAAAAGCUGAGAGAGCAGCGAGAGAAACAACAAGAGAGGAUGAGGAGGUAUUUGGAGAGAUCCCUGGCUGACUCCAAGAAAAUAACUGGGAGAAAGCUCAUGCCCAGAUACAUGCCAGUCGCUCAGAAAGUCAAAGUGAGCAACGAGGACAACAUCCCUGCAGAAGACGAGCUCCAUGAAUACCUCUUUGGCACAGAGGACACAGAGUAAUGAAAAGUAGACAAAAAUUAUAGAUACUAUUAUUAUUAUUAUUACUAUGCAUUCCUUUACCUCUUGUUUGAUUAGUGAACAUUUGUUGUUAUGAUGCAACUGAUAAUUACCACACUGAUGUGACAAAAUCAGUAAAUCAGCUGAAAUGUUAAUGGAAAACUCAGCUAGAUUUUUUGGGUUUUUUUUUUAGAGAAAGUUCCGCACACCAGUAGUAGUAUUUUCAGUGAGAAAUUUUACUUUAGUUUCCAGAACAUUCUACUUAAACACAAAGUUCUUUAAACCAUUUUGAACGUGACAUUGAGAACGUCCUUCCUUUGUUAUCAUGUAACAAUAACCUCUGUUAGUAUGUCACAUAUGUGAACUUGUUUGUUUUCUUUAACUCAAAUUGUCAUGGUAAGUUUUGAAUACUGAACUCAAGUUUAUAAGUUUUAGAAAAUUAAACUUAAAGUAAUUAGUUGUCUUGA